GAAUUUCGUAGUUCCAAAUGAUUCAAAAAGAACUGGCGCGCAAACAUUCUGUGCGCAUGACUUUGGCGCUUUGUAAAAAAUAUGAAUUUACUCUAAUUCUCUGAAUUUGAGAUUGAAAUGAUUUGUUUUCGAUGCUGUUGUUUACUUGCGUUUAUUUUAAUAAAUUUGUAUUAUCACCUCCAGCGUGACAUAUGAGUUCAUGUUUAAAUAACAUCAGGUUCAAUUGACGUUUCUGAAGAAAAAAUCAUCCAGAGUUUGAAAAACAUUCGCACGAUAUUUUGCGGGUACGCCAAUUUGUUGCUCACUUGUAAGCUGUAGUAAGAGUAACGUCAUUAUGCUCAGAAAAAUAUUUCUAGUUAGGAUGACAAAAUAACGCUCUAAAUAACGCUGGAAUUACAAAGAUACAUAACGCUAAGGUCGAAUCGUUAAAAGACUUUAUUACCAUUGUAACAAAACAUUGCUUUUGGAACACAAACAGAUCUUUGGACUACAAAUAGAUUUUGUUAAAUUCACAUUUCUGUUUGUGGUUUUAAUAACCUACUUCUAAUAUAUGUAUUAAAAAUGCCGAAAGUACGUAGAAGUAAGAAACCUCCUCCGGAUGGUUGGGAAUUGAUCGAACCAACGUUGGAGGAAUUAGAACAGAAAAUGCGCGAAGCCGAGACUGAACCUCACGAGGGCAAACGAAAACAAGAAUCAUUGUGGCCCAUAUUCAAAAUCCAUCACCAAAAAUCAAGAUACAUAUAUGAUUUGUAUUACAGGCGGAAAGCGAUAAGUCGUGGUAAAAUGUUACUAAUUGGUUUAUUCAUUUAUUUGUCCUACUCUUGUUUACCUUGUUCUUUGGUUCCAGAACUAUACGACUAUUGCUUAAAUGAGAAUAUAGCAGACAGAAAUUUGAUAGCAAAGUGGAAGAAAGUGGGAUAUGAAAAUUUGUGCUGCUUACGUUGCAUACAGCAUAGAGACACUAACUUUGGUACAAAUUGCAUUUGCAGGGUACCUAAAGGCAAACUUGAAGAAGGUAGGAUAGUAGAAUGUAUCCAUUGUGGAUGUAGAGGAUGUUCUGGAUAA
Messenger RNA from Heterotrigona itama, 1065 nucleotides. The record is from the annotation of a GenBank genome assembly. NCBI's taxonomy places the organism in Eukaryota, Metazoa, Arthropoda, Insecta, Hymenoptera, Apidae.